Molecule: messenger RNA, 2919 nt
Organism: Ficedula albicollis (Collared flycatcher)
Lineage: Eukaryota; Metazoa; Chordata; Aves; Passeriformes; Muscicapidae
Gene: ST6GALNAC6
Product: ST6 (alpha-N-acetyl-neuraminyl-2,3-beta-galactosyl-1,3)-N-acetylgalactosaminide alpha-2,6-sialyltransferase 6
Exons: 7
Coding region: 244-1134 (296 amino acids)
Biological process (GO): ganglioside biosynthetic process; oligosaccharide metabolic process
Molecular function (GO): alpha-N-acetylgalactosaminide alpha-2,6-sialyltransferase activity
Source: RefSeq, a predicted model, not a curated record
GGCGGCACUAGGAUCCAGCGGCUCUCCCAUCCCGGGAGGGCGGCACUAGGAUCCGGCCUAGGCGGCGGCAGCGGCGAUAUCAGUCUCGACAGCGAUAUCGCGCGGCGAUGUGAGCCCCGGUGCCGGGGCCAGGCAGCCCCCGCCGCCCGCGGGGCGCAGCAGGUGACGGGCUCCCCAUGACAGCCCCCAGCAGGUGCUCGCGGGACGCCGGCGAUCGCUGUGUGCUGAGGCCGGCACAGAGACAUGAGUGGCAGCACGAGCCAGCGCGCCGCCGCCCUGGGGGUCCUCUUUGCCCUGAUCAUGUUGCUGAUCAUCUACAGCUCCGGCAACGGGAGCGAGGUGUUCCCCUACAGCCGCCUGCGGGGCAGAGCCCGCCGGCCCCCCGACCUCAAGAAGUGGGGGGUGAAAAGCGGGUACCUGCCUGUCUGCGGGAACAAGACCCUGACUGCCCGCUGCCACCAAUGCGUCGUUGUCACCAGCUCCAGCCACCUCCUGGGCACCCAGCUGGGCACGGCCAUCGACGGGGCUGAGUGCACCAUCCGCAUGAACGAUGCUCCCACCACGGGCUACAACGCUGAUGUGGGCAACAAGACCAGCUUUCGUGUGGUGGCCCACUCCAGCCUCUACCGUGUCCUCAAGCGGCCCCAGGAGUUCGUCAACAAGACCCCAGAGACCAUCUUCAUCUUCUGGGGGCCGCCCACCAAGAUGCAGAAGAGCCUCCUGAAGAUCAUCCAGCGCGUCUGCGCCUCGUUCCCCAACAUGACCGCCUACGUUGUCUCCCCUGGCCGCAUGAAGCAGUUUGAUGACCUGUUCCGGGGAGAGACAGGCAAGGACAGGGAGAAGUCUCGCUCGUGGCUCAGCACGGGCUGGUUCACCAUGGUGAUCGCGGUGGAGCUGUGCGACGCCAUCCACGUCUAUGGCAUGGUGCCUCCCAGCUACUGCGGCCGCCACCCCCCGCCCCGGCGCCUGCCCUACCACUACUACGAGCCCAAGGGCCCCGACGAGUGCACGACCUACAUCCACAACGAGCGGAGCCGCCGGGGCAACCACCACCGCUUCAUCACUGAGAAGAGGGUCUUUGCCAGCUGGGCCAGCCUCUACAACAUCACCUUCUCCCACCCCACCUGGACCUAGGGGCCGCCCCACGCCUGCCGGGCACACCCCUGGAGCUGGCGUGGAUGGGGGCUCCCCUGCAGCCCCCUGGGAGUGGUGGGAGCCAGGCAUCAGAGUGCCACCACACAUCCUGCCCCCCCACAGGACCACUGCUGUUGUGCAUGGUGGCUUCUUGCACCUGGGAUGUGUUGGGUUUUGAGCUGGUUUUUGGGGGCCAGGUGGUGAAUGUAAUAUUUGGGGUGUCCCCCCACCAUGUGCAGCAUGGGCAUGAUAUCCUGCCCCAUCCUGGUCCGUGCACAUUGCAGCCCCUGUGAGCCUCUAAGGGAGUUCCAGGUCCCCUUGCCUCAAUUUUGGUUUGCAUCACAUCUGGGGUCAUUACAGAGACUGUUUCCCCCAACCCUCUGGGUUGGGAGAUCCCCUCUUGGAGCUCAGCCCCCCUCUGCCAUCCCCAGCCCCCUCAUCCCAGUCCUCAGUCAUCCUUCCCGCAGUGGAACCCCACAGUUCUUGGUGGGACCCCACGGGUGUGACAUUGCCAUCCUCUCUGUACCAGCACCCCAAAAACACCAGCCCCUCCCAGCACUGCUGCACCCCACUGUACCAAAACCUUUUCUAACUGAAAGAUGGGAUUUUUGGGAGCUUUUGGAUUUUUUUCUCCCCGCUUCUAGUGCUGGGGUUCGUGCUUGGGUUUCCUGGACGAAGGAGUGAGCAGGGGCCGCUCAUUACUGGUAACAAAGGGCCAGCAGCUGCUUAUAAAAUAUUUAGAAGUGGGCAGGUGGGGGGUGGGCAGUGGUGCCUCUUGGCAUGCUGUGGCUGGGACAGGACUUUGUUAUUAAUGUCUCAGCAGCAGAGAAGUAGAUCUGGGGAAAGCACCUAAAUGUGGCAUGUUUGGGUGCUGAGCCUUGGCAGGAAUCCAUUCCUCAGUUUCCCUCUGGCUGUGGCUGGGGUUUUGAGGGGCUCAGUAUUGGGGGAAGCAGUGGGGUGCCCAUGUUUUGUAAUUGUUUGUACAGGAAUAAAUAUUGCUGCAGUCUGUUUCCUUGAGCCCUGCCUCUGGACAGGUUUUUGGGGAUGAUGGCAGUGACCCCCAGCCCACAGCAGUGCUGUCCCUGGGCACCUGUCGGGAGGGUGUGGCAAGGUGACCAGCAUGGCCAGGUGGGAUCCAUGUCCAGUUCCUGGGUGACUCCAGCUCUGAGCCACCUCCUCAGUGGCAGGUGACAGCUGAGACCCCCCCAGCUUGUGUCACCCCCAGCCAGGUGCCCUGGGGUCACCAGGGUCUCUGCAGCCUCAGAGGAGGAGGAAGGGCAGGUAAAUGCAAAAUACUUGGAGAUCACAGUUGCCUGUCUCAAAGUCGGGUGCCACAGAAGGACUUGGCAUGAGAUAGGCACAGAAGGGAGCAGCACAAUGGCACUGCUCUGGUCUGGCACAGCUGGAUAACGCAUCCAGACAAGCUGUGGAGGGCAAGUGCUCAUACACAUAUCACUGCUCAAACAGUUCACCCCGACUUAUGGGAUAGACAGCAUCCACAACCACCCAUUCCCCUCUUCCUCCUGCCAAAUAUGCCUGAGAGUUUUAUGUAAAUUAAACCAUCGUAAGAGGAAUUUGGGAUAAGAUAAAGGUGGUGCUAUUGUCCAAGUAUUAUCUCAGAUUAGGGCUGGUAAACAAAACUGAGAGAAGAAUGUACCACUGAUAAUGGACACAGAAUCCACAAGGAAAGCCAACCUGGUAACUGGUGAUAGAAUCAGCUCCAGCUGGGUAAAAGGUAAUUCUGGCAGGGGAGAUUGCAACCAUGGACUCCACUCGAAGAGAAAG